GAAAGAGAAAGAGAGAGCACAGCAAAACAUUUAAAAGAUCAUGGACAUUACAAGGCUUUGUACAGAAAUGGCAACAAUUACAGGAAAUCUGAGGAUUGUGCUGCUGGGUAAAACUGGAUCUGGAAAGAGUGCAACAGGAAACACCAUCCUUGGCAGAGAUGCAUUUGAAGAGGACAUUAGUCCAGAAUCAGUAACUCAAGACUGUGAGAAACAAUUGACAAAAAAAGGUUCAAGGACCGUCUACAUAAUUGACACUCCAGGACUGUUUGACACAUUAAUGGGUGAAAAGACGGUAAAGAAAUCUAAUUCACCAAUGACUGAAAAAGUACUGAAGGCUAAAAUAGAGAAGUGUCUGGAGAUGUCAGCUCCCGGUCCUCACGUGUUCCUGCUGGUGAUGAGACUGGAUGUGAGAUUCACAGAAGAGGAGAAGAACACAGUGAAAUGGGUUCAGGAGAACUUCGGAGAAGAUGCUUCACGUCACCUCUUCAUUCUGUUCACUCAUCAAGAUCAUCUGAAGACUAAAUCACUGAAGGCUCAUAUAGAAGAGAAUGAAGAUCUACGACAGUUUAUUAUCAGCUGUGCUGGCAAAUAUCACUCAUUCAACAAUGAAGACAGAACGAAUCAAGUUCAGGUCACAGAGCUGCUGGAGAAAAUAGAUAAAAUGGUGGAGAGAAAUGAAGGAAAGUACUAUAUUAAAGCAAUGUAUAAACAAGCACAGAGAAAUAUUAUCUGUGUAAAACUAAUCAAUGUCUUAUACAGAUAUGCUGGAAUAAUAUUAGCAUUAUUAUUAUUAGCAGUAGCUCUAUGGGUCAUGCUAUAAGAAGUUAAAUGAAAUACCAACAUAUGUUUAAGAUGUUGAAGGCCAUUAGAAGUGUAUCCUUUUUGGAAAUGU
This is a messenger RNA of Xyrauchen texanus (razorback sucker), 892 nucleotides long. RefSeq names its product GTPase IMAP family member 9-like. The coding region runs from base 41 to 820 and encodes 259 amino acids. Lineage: Eukaryota; Metazoa; Chordata; Actinopteri; Cypriniformes; Catostomidae. The record is from RefSeq and is a predicted model, not a curated record. Gene Ontology annotation, molecular function: GTP binding. The transcript has 2 exons.